Pelobates fuscus (common spadefoot toad) is the source of this 2595-nucleotide messenger RNA. It is a transcript of the gene AMIGO2, whose product is annotated as adhesion molecule with Ig like domain 2. The record is from RefSeq and is a predicted model, not a curated record. Gene Ontology annotation, molecular function: protein binding. Gene Ontology annotation, biological process: brain development. Lineage: Eukaryota; Metazoa; Chordata; Amphibia; Anura; Pelobatidae. The transcript has 2 exons. Bases 565 to 2127 code for a protein of 520 amino acids. Gene Ontology annotation, cellular component: membrane.
AUAGGCAGGGCAUGCUGGAGAGCUCAUAAUACAUUCUGUAGAUCGUGUACUGAGUGUACAGAGCCCAGUGAUCAGACAGGAAGAUUCCGAAUAGAGCAGUCAAUUUUUUUAUUUUUUUUAUCUUGCAGUUUUAAGCAAAUCACAUACAGUGACGUUAUCAAAGACAUUCCAAACUGGACUUUUCGGGAGUCAUAAAAAGACCAUACCAAAAGCAGAUCAGAAGUGCACACUUUAAGGUAAGGAAAUUGUGAGAGCUUUAGUAGGGUUGUCAAACCUGUUCAUCUGUGUGUGUACGUUGAACAAUCAUCAACAAGCAAGGCAUGAAGACAAAGAAAAGACACACUCCAUUGUUUAUUAAUCCACAUGCAUACUUCGAUUAGACAAGACACCUAUGAAAUAUCCUCUUGAUUCAGUGACAUAGUUUGAAUGCCGAGCAAUGCACGAAUAAUUCUGAAAGAUUCAUUAUCUCGUCUCUGCAAUUCCACUUAAAAAAAAAUCAGCAGGGCGAAUUAAAAGUGCUAUUUGAUGCAACCAGUACUGGAGUGAGGUUAAGAGAAAGACAUAAUGUAUCUCUGCUAUCGAUCAUUGCCUACGAAACUUGCAUUUCUCCAAACCAACUGCAAUUCCUUUUUGUAUGUUCUCCUUCUGUUCCUGAGCAUCUUUGGUGGUGCUUCUGGGGCGUGUCCUCCAGCUUGCAUCUGUGCCAGUGACAUUGUGAGCUGUACAAACAAGAACCUGUCUAUGGUACCCAGGACCAUAUUUAAAUUUAUCAGAAAACUGGAUUUAGGCUACAAUAAAAUUGGGUUUUUAGACCCAGACUGGUUUCCAGUCUUGCUAGAUAAAUUGCAUACUUUAAUCUUAAGUAAUAAUGCUGUAAGCAGCAUAUCCAGUGGGAGCUUCUCUACUAUACCAAAUGUAAGGUACCUCGACUUAUCAUCUAACCAUCUGAAAUCACUGAGCAAUCCAGUUUUUCAGGAACUUAAAAUGUUAGAGGUUCUUUUGCUUUACAACAAUCAGUUAACGCAUAUUGAUGCAGGUGCCUUUGGCGGGCUACAUAAGCUACAGAAACUGUAUCUGAGUCGCAAUUCAUUGUCACAUUUUCCUCUGGACCUCUACAUUGGCCGAAGCAAACUGACAGAACUUGUGUUACUAGACCUUUCUCACAAUAACUUGCAAACAGUGCCUGUCCAACAAAUCAGCCUAAUUCCAGCAAGGCAACUUAGUGGGAUUUACCUACAUGAAAACCCCUUCUCCUGUGACUGUUCUUUAAAUUCCAUGUUAAACUUUUGGUACCAUAGACACUUUAGCCCGGUGGUGGAUUUUAAAAAUGACUAUAUAUGUUUAACAUUAGAUGGAAAGACCAACUCCAGACUGCACCUUAUCCAAGAGAGCUUCCUGAAUUGUUCUGAAAGUGCUAUCAAUGGCUCUUUCCCUGCAUUUGGACUUUUAUAUGAGGUUCAGGUUGGUGAAAGGCUGGUAGUACACUGCGACAGCAAAAUCAUAGACACAAGCACACAGUUUGUCUGGGUCAACCCAGAAGAACAAACCCUGAAACCAGACUACAAGAAUGGCCAUUUUCGCGUUUUUUACAAUGGGAGCCUAGAAAUUGAGGAUGCCCAAAUUGGGGAUUCUGGAGUUUAUUCAUGCAUUGCAAUUAAUGAGAAGAGGUCACUCAAUGAAACCAUAGACAUUCGAAUCACUGUCAGCAAUAUGACCAAUAGCAGAUCUCACGCCCAUGAAGCAUUUAAUACCGCUUUCACUACACUUGCUGCUUGUGUAGUUAGCAUAGUCUUAGUGCUCCUUUAUCUUUACCUCACCCCCUGCAGAUGUUGGUGCAAGUCUAAAAAACAGAAAAGGAAACCCAACCAGAGCAGUGUCCACUCAUCCAUCUUAAGUGCCACUCCAUCGCAUGAUCCACAAGAAGAUAAGAAAUGUAGCACUGGCAAAAGGGUUGUGUUUCUGGAACCUGUCAAAGAAACAGAUUCAGGUCAAAAUGGAAAAGUAAGACUGAUCCCCAGCGAUAAUCUUACAGCUGAAAGCAUCUUAAAGACUAGCAGCAGGUCCAAGUCCGACUCAGAUUCAGUCAGUUCUGUUUUUUCUGAUGGUCCUUUCAUUGCAUCAGUCUAGGGAACCUCUUUUAUAUGCACUUUCAUCUUCAGCUGCAGUCGAUCUUUGAACUUGGAAUAUUUAAGGAAACAGUAACUCAAGUAUACAGUAACUGUCAAGUAUACGUAUAUAACAAAAAAAUGCCUUUAUUCAUCAAACACUAAUUUAUCAAAGGGAAAACGAAUGUACUAUAUUCACUAGCUACAAGCACACAAACUUUACAUUUAAUUCAGGAAUAUACCCUUUUGUCAUGGAAACCUGUAUUCUCUGCCGAUCUGUGUUUUUUACACAAACCAUCUUCCGUUAUAGGAAGAACCGUUUUUAUUCUACAUCUCUGGAAAUUGUAAAGUCCCUCUCUUGUAUUAAUUGACACUGCACUGGACCUAGACCCCAUAACCUCUGUUUUCUGGCUUUAACAUAAGACAAACAGCUGUCUAUAUUGACAGAAUUAAAAGGCACACGUAUAAAACAUAUUUAUCCAAAUAAAUA